UUGAUGUCACCGAGUCGAUGUCAUCUGGCAUUUUAUCUAUUUUUAUUGGCGAGAGCCACUGUGCUAUCGGCUGGCGUUGAUGAAAAGUUGUGACAUACAUGUAAGGGUGUGAAGACUGGCGGCGUUUCGGCAUAUCUUGCCUUGGUGGUUUGUGUGCAUCUUGGACCAGCGAUGGUGAGCAGGAUAGACUGAUGUCGUCGGUAUCUUUGACGGCAUGGGGUUUCAUCGGGCAUAACAUUUUAGCAUUCAAGAACAGCUGAGGGCACAUAUAAUCCAGAAAUGAUGUAAUUUUUCAUCAAAAGUCGGUCAAUUUGAUUAUACCGUGAGAUGAUCCGAGCACGACAAUAACUUUAGAACACCUUCAGGUAGAGAAUGGAAGAUAUAGAUGUGAAAGGUGGCCAGAUUGUAUUGUGGCUAUGGUCAGGUAAAUCUCCCAGUGAGGACCUUCAGUCAGAAGUGAAAGAUCUGCAGCAGAGGCUUGGCUCGGGUAAAGUUCAGAUGGAACACAUUGAUAGACUUGCUCUAGCAAACCACCCAUCAUCAACUUUUGAUAUAGCAGUAUCAGGUCUGCUAGACCCCAGUGCUAGUCUACAUAACUCGGACACACUCGCAGAACUGUGUCGUAUACUGAAGCCUGAUGGAAAGUUGUAUCUAGGUCAGGUUGUCACAGGAGCUUCUAGUGAUGAAAACAAAAUGAAAAUGACAGAUAAAACUACUUCAGUUUUGAAACUGUCUGGAUUUGUAAAUAUAUCACAGCCAAAGGUCAUUUCUCUGUCAGAUGAUUCCAAGCAAGAUCUUGUAAAACAACACAAAACAAAUGAUGUGUGUCUCAUCCAGUUUAUAGCAAAUAAACCAAGCUAUGAAGUAGGGGCUUCAUCACAGCUUAAAAUAUCCUUUGGUAAAAAGAAAACAGAUAGCGCUGUUGGGUCAAGUGAGAAGACAGCGGCUGUGUGGAAGUUGUCAGCUAUGGAUAUGGCCGAUGAUGAUGUAGAUUUAGUUAAUGAAGAUGAACUUUUAGAUGAAGAUGACUUGAAAAGACCAGAUCCUGCUUCAUUGAAAGCUGACUGUGGGACAGGUGCAGACAAGAAGAAAAAAGCCUGCAAAAAUUGUACUUGUGGUCUGGCAGAGGAAUUGGAUGCUGAGGCAGCUAAGUCAAAGCCAAAAACAGCAACGUCAGCAUGUGGUAGUUGUUACUUGGGAGAUGCAUUCCGUUGUUCAAGUUGUCCUUAUUUGGGUAUGCCAGCAUUUAAAGCGGGAGAGAAAAUCACCUUGUCAAACAGACAGUUACAGGCUGAUAGAUAACAAACAGACAUCGUAAUGAAGCGAUUGAGUGGAGUGAUAGGAACAGCGAACAUCUGUGUUGGCAGAUCAUCUGUUUUAAUUAGAGAAUAUCAAUCAGCACCAUAGUCACAAUCAUAUUUUAAUUGUAAAAUUGUGAGCUUGUAAUUUCAUGGAAAAAACACAAACUUUUGACUAUCAAAAUCAGGUGUAUGUUUGAAAAAAAUUGUCUCUUUAUUUUUUCAUUGCAAACUUUGUUCGCUUGAACUCUGAUAAUUGGAACUCAUCAUCAGGUUCUGGCGAAAUCCUUGUAUAAUGUAUAAUGAUCGAUGGCUCAAACUACUGAUAACUCGAACAAAUUUUGCAGGUCCGAUUGAGUUUGAGCAAACAAAGUUUGACUGUAUAUAUCUGUUACAAGUUACAUUAUGAUGAAUAUUAUGUUAUAAAUUGAACUGAUUGAAACAAAAUUUUCUUAAAUUAAUCAAAAUUUCUAUGUAUUGCUGUUAUUUUGUUGAAUUUGUGACAAGAAUUAUGUGGAUCAUGCCUUUCGGAAACGUACUGUCAAGUUACGUGUUGGUGACAAAAAAUUUCAAGACAGAUUUUGUAAAUGGCUUGCAGAGAUAUCAGCCAAUCUUGUCAGCAGUGAUUAUCAGUUUCCUUCCGUAAAGUGACGCAAUUUUCAGAUCUAGAAUACUUUGUUACACACAAAAAUAAAUACAAAAUAUGACUUUAUGAAUAUAGAGGGUUUUUUUUACUGAAAAGUAACAUUGCUUUUUAUUCUUAUUCUACCUUUCAUUUCCGAUAUGAAGGUAAAGAAUUAAAGAGAAACGUUUUGUUAUUAAAUGUGUAAUUUCCUUAUUUACAAUGGCAUUUAGUGUGUGAAUCAAAUAUAUGCUGUUAUACUUAGACAUGAUGUAGAACUAUUUUCAAUUUGCCAGGAAAACAUUGUGGGCCUGGGAUAAGGUAAAUAGGUGUUAACUUUUGAACCCCAGUAUAAAAAUUCAUGUUAUUUUAGAGACAGUAGCUGCCAGAAGAUCAUUAAUUGUUCAGAUUUUCAUGAUAAAAAUGGUGUCCUGUGUAUAAAUUACAUCAAUGUUAUCGUACUUUACAUGUUAGACUAGCUACUUCCAAAGCAAAGCAAAUAAGAAAUGCAUACAAAUGAUUUUUAUUGGCAAUUUCCAAUUUUUGCGAUAAUAAGUGCAGAAAGUCAUGAAGUAUAUUUCUGGAAAUUGACUUCUCUCUAAGCUAUUAAGAAAAGCAUAAUCUGAUCAUGUGAUCAAAUGUCAAAACAUGUUUGCUAGAAAAAAAAACAGAAGUGAAAAUGAGAACCUGAAAAACAAAAUUGCAGCUCCAGCAUUUUCAUAUGAUCUGCAAUCAGGAAAAGUUGAACUAAAUUGCCAUUCCUGUUAAAGAUUGUUGCAUCAUUUAAAUUAAAAUAAAAAAAAAUAUUUUCCUUCUACUGAAAAGGUAUGUUUUUGUAAGUUUGUCUUCUUCAAAAUAGAGAUAUAAAAAUGUUGAAAAACUUGUUUUUAUUUAGUUUCUAUUGUCUUGCAAAUAUGUUUAUUUUUAUCAGUGUGCUAAUUAUUUGUAAAACUGUGGUAACAAAUAAAUUAUAAAUACUGA
Molecule: messenger RNA, 2901 nt
Organism: Mercenaria mercenaria
Lineage: Eukaryota; Metazoa; Mollusca; Bivalvia; Venerida; Veneridae
Product: anamorsin homolog
Exons: 7
Coding region: 373-1302 (309 amino acids)
Biological process (GO): iron-sulfur cluster assembly
Cellular component (GO): cytoplasm
Molecular function (GO): iron-sulfur cluster binding
Source: RefSeq, a predicted model, not a curated record